AUGAUUGUCUACAGAACAGCUCAAGCUCUCAUCUGUCUUCUCAUCAUUGUGAUGGCAGGAGCAGAGGUGCAGGAAAACCUUGCACCUGAGUGUAAACAGUUCCUGUUCAUGGGCACACUGCCUCGAGGGCUUGAGGACCAGCCUUUUAAAAAGAUUUGCCAGUUCUACAAGGGCAACCCGCGGUAUGUCACCUUGUAUGACACUUUCAACCACAUCCCGGUUUAUUCUGCGUACACCUUUAAGCGAUCGGAUGGCUCCAAGAAGGCUGAUGCACCUUGGAUGUACGAGCCACAACUCUCCACAGUCUCUGGAUCACGCGAGAUGCAGCAGUUGCCUUCUGAAAAUGUUCAUAAAAGUUUUGAGGAUGCUCAGGCUGUGCUUGAGGACUACUCUGACAGUGUAAUCUUUGAACGUGGUCAGCUGAAUCCAGACGAACACCAGGCCCACCCUGAUGACAAAGCAUCCACCUACACUCUGACAAAUGUGGUCCCUCAGGUCAGAGAGUUCAACAUCGGCCCUUGGAAAAACCACGAGCACACCAUCCGCAGGCGGCUCAACAACUACUGCCGUGGCACCGCCUAUGUGGUCACCGGGGUCACUAACUCGGGGCACACAAUCCGCCGCAACAACAUCAACCGCCUGGGCAUCCCCACCUACUUCUGGUCGACCUACUGUUGCAUUGAUUUUGACCACAAUGCACCAUACUCAGAGCGCUCAAAGUUUCCUGCGUUUGCAGCUCACGGGCUCAACGACAGGGAAAAUAAUAAGGUUCAAGAGAUGACGGUGCAGCAGCUGGAGGACUUCCUGAAGAGGGUAACUUUUGUCAGCAGCUCUUUUCAGGUCUUUUAUGACAACUGUGUGCCUCCUAAUAGUGCUAAUAGGGCCCCGCACCUGCCUUAA
Molecule: messenger RNA, 900 nt
Organism: Micropterus dolomieu (smallmouth bass)
Lineage: Eukaryota; Metazoa; Chordata; Actinopteri; Centrarchiformes; Centrarchidae
Product: endonuclease domain-containing 1 protein-like
Exons: 2
Coding region: 1-900 (299 amino acids)
Molecular function (GO): nucleic acid binding; metal ion binding; hydrolase activity
Source: RefSeq, a predicted model, not a curated record